AUCGAAUUUGUUGUUACUGUGUUGCUUUGAGGAGCGGUGUUUCAUUUUAAGACAAGUUCAAUAAAUUCAAAAACAAAGUAGGCUGAUUAAAAUGGCCGGGACGGCUUCAGUAGCGGGUGAAGUGUUCGUCGAUGCGUUGCCAUAUUUUGACCAAGGAUACGACGCAACGGGAGUUCGAGAAGCGGCUGCAGCAUUGGUUGAAGAGGAGACCAGAAGAUACCGACCUACCAAGAACUACCUGAGCUACUUGCCCACACCGGACUUUGCUGCUUUUGAGACAGAGAUCAUGAAGAAUGAGUUUGAGCGGCUUGCGGCUCGACAGCCCCUGGAGCUUCUGAGCAUGAAGAGAUAUGAGCUGCCUGCGCCUUCAGCAGGACAGAAGAACGACAUCACUGCGUGGCAGGAGUGCGUCAACAACUCCAUGGCGCAACUGGAGCACCAGGCGGUCCGCAUCGAGAAUCUAGAGCUGAUGUCACAGUAUGGAACCAACGCGUGGAAAGUCUACAAUGAUAACUUGGCUUAUAUGAUUGAGAUGGCACAAAAGGAACUUCAGAAAUUCAGGAAGCAAAUUCAGGACAUCAACUGGCAGCGCAAGAACGAUCAGUUGGCAGGAGGAGCCAAACUACGAGAGCUGGAGUCCAAUUGGGUGUCUCUGGUCAGCAAGAACUACGAGAUCGAGCGAGCCAUCGUCCAGCUGGAGAAUGAAAUCGCUCAGCUCAGACAACAGCAGGGGGACGAGAACAAGGAGAAUAUUCGGCAGGACUUCUAGAUGACGCCUCAGUCACACAGAUGUCAGCUUGUUUCAUAAACGUUUGUGGAUUGAGAAGCAAGAAGGUGGUUAAGUGACCUGUUCGUCUGAGAUUUAAUGUGAAUCUUGCCAAUAACUUUGACCUUCAGGAGGAGCCACCGACACACACUUCACCACACCUCAUGUUUCACUGUACAAACAGUGUUGGAAUAUGUUUCAAUGAGACUUUUCGAACAGUUUCUGCCCCCUGAGGAACACAGAUAUUAAGUGAUCCCAUGUACAGUCUACAAAAAUACAAGACAUUCUUACAAAAGAAGAGUUUGAUUCUUAAACAAUAAAAUAUUACUACUUUGGUCAGUAGCUCACGUUGAUGCUUGACUCGGUUAAGUGUUUCCCAAACAGUGAACUGUGUUAUUUGUUGAAAUCCUCUUCACGUCUAGAUAGUCAUCAAUACAUAAGGUUGUCUGUGGAAGUGUAGUUUAAGUGUGUAGCUGAUAAACUCUUCCUCCUCCUGUGUGCUCGCUUGUUAAAGCUCUGCCCUCCAGACACACAGGCCUGAGUAGUGAAUAAUACUUUGUGUUUCAUUUAAUUUGUCAUAUCACUUUAUACGUUAAGCCCCGCCUUCCUCUUCUCUGUUAGGGAAUGAGCUCUGUCAACCAAUCACAAGUGUUGUUACAAGUCAGUCUAACAGCUGCCGCAUCGUUAUUGGCUCACUGACGAGAAUCAGAAUACUGUAUCAAUCCCUGGGGGAAAUUGGUUGCAUUACAUUUUGUUCCCUCAGUACUAAAAUUGUAUUAAUAAUUUAGAGUUAAGUUAUCAAAACACAAUAAUUGCAACCCAAAAUAUAUUCAAUUUAACUUGAAAUGUAAACGUGACAAGAAAUAUGACCCCUUUAAAUUCUAUAACAAAUAAACAAAUAAAAAGGUGGGAAUGUAAUGUAUGUAUAGGAAAAGUAAAUUUUGCUGUCAAAUCCAAAGGGUUUUUUAAGAGCACAAUUCACGGUAACAACAGAGAAAUAUUGCACAUAAUGAUGGAUUGUGUUUGCUGACCUAUACAAAUUAGUCCAGUUCCAGGCUUCUGGUUUUGAAUGUGUGACACAGUGAGGGAAGCAUGAACAGCCAAUGGCAAUGAUUUCCUGUGGCGCUCUGCAGUACAACAUGGAGGAAUGAGUCUGUCACUGAUUUGUUUGUUGCAGUGAACCACAUUCUUUUCCUCUAGUUUCCACCCUUCUUUAUUGACGCUAUCACAACGUGGAUUUCAACAAAUAAGAUACAACGUUAAAGAAACCAAUAAUGGGCUAUAGUUGGAAGAUAAACUUCAGUGUGUAACAGGCAGAUUUGUUGCUGCUUUAUCUCUCAGUCUUUGUUUUGCAUUUAUUGUUUGGUCACUCAAUGUCACAUGAUGGUGGUACUUAUCAUUAAUACCAUCAUGCAGGUUUCACUGUGUACAUACUUUUUAGAGCCUGCUGAAGACUAAAUGAUGUCAGUGAGCCUCCCCUUCAUUUCCUUUAGAUUUUUUAUACUGUUGAAUAAAAUACACAUUUCUUACA
Solea senegalensis (Senegalese sole) is the source of this 2297-nucleotide messenger RNA. RefSeq names its product BCAS2 pre-mRNA processing factor (gene bcas2). The coding region runs from base 92 to 769 and encodes 225 amino acids. The transcript is spliced from 7 exons. The record is from RefSeq and is a predicted model, not a curated record. Gene Ontology annotation, cellular component: Prp19 complex; catalytic step 2 spliceosome; precatalytic spliceosome. NCBI's taxonomy places the organism in Eukaryota, Metazoa, Chordata, Actinopteri, Pleuronectiformes, Soleidae. Gene Ontology annotation, biological process: mRNA processing.